Merops nubicus (carmine bee-eater) is the source of this 1116-nucleotide messenger RNA. RefSeq names its product calcitonin receptor-like. The annotation marks the transcript as partial. The record is from RefSeq and is a predicted model, not a curated record. The transcript is spliced from 9 exons. Gene Ontology annotation, cellular component: plasma membrane; axon. Lineage: Eukaryota; Metazoa; Chordata; Aves; Coraciiformes; Meropidae. Gene Ontology annotation, molecular function: calcitonin receptor activity; amylin receptor activity. Gene Ontology annotation, biological process: positive regulation of cytosolic calcium ion concentration; adenylate cyclase-activating G protein-coupled receptor signaling pathway; cell surface receptor signaling pathway.
UUUUGAAAUUUUUUAUCAGAAAGGGCUUCAAAAUACUGUGAUGAAACUGGAAACUGGUUCCGCCAUCCUGAGAGUAAUCGAACUUGGUCCAACUAUACCCUGUGCAACUCUUUCACUUCUGAAAAGCUGAAGAUGGCGUUCAUACUUUAUUAUAUGGCGAUCGUUGGCCAUGCUUUGUCUAUAACAUCCCUGUUGAUUUCCUUGGGAAUUUUCUUCUAUUUCAAGAGCCUCAGCUGUCAAAGGAUAACGCUGCAUAAGAAUUUGUUUUUUUCUUAUGUGCUGAACUCCAUGUUUACAAUUGCUCACCUCAUUGCUGUUGUGCCUAACCCAAGCCUUGUAAAAAGGGAUCCUGUAAGCUGCAAAGUCCUGCAGUUCUUCCAUCAGUACAUGUUGGGCUGCAACUACUUCUGGAUGCUCUGCGAAGGCAUUUAUCUUCACACGCUAAUUGUGGUGGCAGUGUUUGCUGAAGAGCAGCGUUUGCACUGGUAUUACCUUUUGGGCUGGGGGUUUCCUUUAGUGCCAGCAUCUAUUCAUGCUGUUGCAAGAGCCAAAUACUUCAAUGACAACUGCUGGAUGAGCGUUGACACACACUUGCUCUAUAUUGUUCAUGGACCUGUAAUGGCAGCUUUAUUGGUCAAUUUUUUCUUCUUGCUUAACAUUGUUCGAGUUUUGGUGACAAAGCUGAGAGAUACCCACCGUGCUGAGUCCAACAUGUAUAUGAAAGCUGUCAGAGCUACUUUAAUUCUGGUACCCUUACUGGGAAUUCAGUUUGUUAUUAUCCCCUGGAGACCAGAAAACCGACUUGCUGGAGAAAUAUAUGAUUACAUCAUGCAUAUAUUAAUGCAUUAUCAGGGCUUACUUGUGGCAACUAUAUUCUGCUUCUUCAAUGGUGAGAUACAAGGAGCUUUGAAGAGGCAAUGGACACAGUACAAAACCCAGUGGGGCCAAAGGCACCGAGAGCACUGCUCCACACGAUCUACCUCCUACACUGCAACAUCAAUCACAGAGGUCCCUGUUUAUUUGUACCAUAAUGAUUCCAACAAUGAACAGUCAAAUGGAAGAUAUGUAGAGGACUCUGAACUUGUUGCAUUAAAAUCUGGUGAGACAUCUGCCUAG